Naegleria gruberi is the source of this 1434-nucleotide messenger RNA. RefSeq lists its product as uncharacterized. Lineage: Eukaryota; Heterolobosea; Eutetramitea; Acrasida; Naegleriidae. The transcript has a single exon. Bases 1 to 1434 code for a protein of 477 amino acids. The record is from RefSeq and is a predicted model, not a curated record.
AUGACUGAACAAAAUAACGCCUCAACAAUAAUGGAUGAAGGUGAAGCAAUUCUAGAUUCGGGUAGUUUAUUUGAUGUUGAUAAUCUGAUGAUGGAAGGUACACCUUCAAUGAAUUCAAAUCAACAACAAAUGGCUACACAUCAACAACCAGUGCUCAUCAAUGACAACCGAUCCAAUGAAGAUAGUACUGGUGGUAGCAGUAGCACAACAAUUCCUGUGCAAACAAGUACACGACGAAAGAGAGCAUCAUCAUCAGCUUCAACAACAACUACAACAAGAAGAAAUUCGACUGCCUCUACACCUAAACCAAAGAAGAAAAAGAAUGAUGAUGCAGAUGAUGAGGAAGUUUCCGAAGAAGGAUCAGUGGAGGAUAGUACACUUUCACAUUUGAAAUUACUACCAAAUCAACGUUCUGCUUGUCCUAUGGAUGAAGUACCAAGUAAUCAACAAGGUCGUUAUUGGAUAUUCGAAACAAGCACCCCUAAUGAAUUGAAUGAUGUGACUGUGAGAGUAACUAUGAAAAUUAGAGGAGAGGAAGCUAAAAACUAUGUACCAGACAAAUUGUACAGUUCCCACAAGUAUGUGGUCAUGCAUGAAAUUUCUGGCAAGACUUUGGUAGAAAAGUAUCCACUCAUUGUUUCUAAAAUUCAUGUAAUUAAUCCAGCAAAUAGAGAGGAAUUGAGAAACUCAAAGAAUACCAACAAGUUAUGUCUUAUGGGAACUAUGGAAACAGCUCUGACUAAAUCUAAUGUUUCUUCAAAGAAGUCAAAUACGGUUAUUCAAGUAGAGGAAGUUGUAAAGGGAUUAAUGAAAGUUCAGUUCACAGAUGUAAGCUACCAUCAUGAAAAAGGUCAUUUUGGAUUUAUUAUUCACUAUUAUAAUCCUGCCAACUUGGAUAAACCACUCUUUUCCCUUAUUGCUCCUCCAUUCAAUGUAUUUGCUAGAAAACCAACCAAUGAAAAUCAAACUGAAACACUUCAACCUACCAAACCAAAACCAUCCAAAAAGAAACGUAAAUCAACUGAUCCAGAUGAGGAUGGUUCUUCUGUUCAAGAUGUACCAGCUGCAGAAAGCUCAUCUGCAGCAACAGCAUCUUCUGCUACCAAUCCAGCUCAACCUGCACAAGAGGAGCCAGUCAAGAAGAAAACAAGAAGACAAACCAAGAAACAGAAUCGUAACAAUGAAGAUGCUCAAAUGGAUGUUAGUAUUCCUGAAGUUGUAAUGAAUGUUUCUCAACCAUCCCAAAAUAUGCAACUCUUCAAUAGCAAAUUGGAAGCAAUACUUGCAAUUAAGAAACAACUAGGUCAAGAUGCUAACAAGAAGGCCUCCGAACUUGCUCUUCAAAAUCUUCUUCUUCUCGAGCCAGUUGCUGCCCAUAGCUUUUUACUCAAUCCAAGUUCAGAUAAUUCUUCUGGAACCAGUAAUAUUCAAUAA